Molecule: messenger RNA, 690 nt
Organism: Vitrella brassicaformis
Lineage: Eukaryota; Vitrellaceae
Source: the annotation of a GenBank genome assembly
UGUUGCAGCAGCGCCUCCUCCUCAUCCUGAUCCAGCUGGUGGAUCUCGGCCGCAGUGCGAAUCGCUCAGGGAUGAGGAGGGGCGCCGGACUCCAUCUCGAUGUGCCAGCUGCCGGCCUCCUGAUACAGGUUGACCCGACCGUCAACGAUGCGGGGCUGACGGCCGGUCGCCCUGAUCAGCUGGCAGCGGGGUAUUACACAUUGGAGCAGAAUCGCAACCUGUUGACACACACCACAGUGCAGCAAGAUGAUGAACGCAUCCAUUGGAUCACUUGCUUGCUGUGUGCCCCAUGCACGCCUCACGUGUUUGUUCGUCUCGUGGUUCCUUGCACUGAAGUGGAGCAGGUAGCCAAACACCUCCAUGUACGAGUUGAACCCCUCAAACGCGCUGUGGGCAUUGGGCUUGAGGCGCGGCUUGCGAUGUUUGUGGCGGCGGGCAUCCCUCUUGAGCUUUCUGAUGGCCACUUCUAUCCACAGUUCCUCAUGGGAGUGGCGCCGACGUGCCAUUGCGGCCGUCCUUUUCGUUGGUGGGGCUGGGCGGGGCUUGGCAGAUGUUGUUUGUCACAGGCUGUCGCUCAGACGCUUAGAUGCCGAAUACGACAGCACACGAUGCACCCAACUCGCUGCAGAUGCAUCCGACGCGCGCCUCGGCCAAGAUCGUCACGCGCUGGUCUCGAGACUAUCACCUGAG